CAAAAAAGCAUGGUCAAAAUUUGACGUCACUCGACCUGACUUUCGAAAAACCACACGUUCCGCAGCCGGAUUUUGCUUGAUAUUUUAGGAAAAUGCCGCCGAAGAAAGGGAAAAAGGGCAAGAAGGACGAUGGGUUCAACUCUGACGAAGAUACGGCCGUCGUCAGCAUGGUCGAGACCGACGCGAAGCCUGUGAAAAAGGGAAAAGGAAAAUCAAAAGCAGUCGACGACGAAAUAGAAGUGGCCCCGGCGAAACCAGCUGCUGCCAAAAAGGAAAAGAAGAAGGGCCGCAGAAAAGGUGACAGCAGUGAGGAUGAGGAAUCGAUCGAAGAGCCAAAGCCAGUGGCAAAGAAAAAAGGUGGAAAGGGCAAAAAAACCGCAGACAGUGAUGAGGAAAAUGAAGUUGUGCAGCCUUCAGUGCCCAAAAAGGAGAAGAAGAAGGGCAAGAAAAACAGAGUGGAUGAGGACAGUGCGUCAGACGAGGAUAUUUUGAAGAAGAAACUGGAGGGCAGUGACGACGAAGAGGUUGUCCAGCCCGUCGGAAAGAAAAACAAGCAGAAGGGCAAAAAUAAGAAGAAGCAGGAGGAGAGCGGGUCGGAGGACGAGGAGGACACGAUUCCAAAGCCUGUUAGCAAAAAGACUAAGGGAAAGCCCAAGAAGAAGGAGGAGAGUGAAGAGGAAGAUUUUGAACUGGACGAAGAGGAGAUCGAGGAGGACAUUCCAAAGCCAGUUGCUAAGAAAAAUAAGGGCAAGCCGAAAAAGAAAGCAGAAAGUGAGGAAGAGGAGCUUCUUGAAGAAGAGGAAGUGCCAAAGCCUGUUGGCAAAAUAGACGAGGCCAAAUCAAAGAAGAAAGAGGAGAGUGAGGAUGAUGAAGUUAAGGAGGUGUUGACAAAGAACGGGAAUGAUGAUGCCAGUGCCGUAGACAAGCUAGCCGAGCAGACUGCUAGUCUCAAUAUUGAAGAGGAGCCACAAAUGGAUAACAAUAAAGAUGAAGAUGCUAAGCAGCCUAAAGAUAUGGACAAGAAAAUGACGCACAAAGAAAAGAAAAAGCUGAAGAAGCAGCAGGAGUACGAGCAGCAGGUGGAGCUGAUGACCAAGAAGGGUGGUCAAGGUCACAGUGCUCUUGGAGACAACUUCACCGUGUCACAGGCCGACCGGUCUGCUGGUCAGACACAGGCCCUCGAGCAUGCUGUUGACAUCAAGGUGGAGAACUUUAGCAUCUCUGCAAAGGGCAAGGACCUUUUUGUGAACGCCUCCCUACUGAUUGCUAGUGGCCGCAGAUAUGGUCUUGUUGGUCCUAAUGGCCAUGGCAAAACAACCCUUUUGCGCCACCUUGCUGCCCGUGCCUUCAACAUUCCACCCAACAUUGAUAUUCUCUACUGCGAGCAGGAAGUUCAGGCUGAUGACAAAUCGGCCGUGGACACUGUCCUGAUUGCCGACGUGAAGCGGACAGAGCUGAUGGCUGAGUGUGCCAAGCUGGAGGCCGAGUCUGACCUCAACAGCCAGGACAGACUGAAAGAGGUGUAUGAAGAACUGAAGGCCAUUGGCGCCGACUCGGCCGAACCGCGCGCCAGACGAAUCUUGGCUGGUCUUGGAUUCACAAAGGAAAUGCAGAACAGAGCGACCAAGAAUUUCUCAGGUGGUUGGAGAAUGAGAGUUUCACUUGCGAGGGCGCUAUUUGUCGAACCGACCUUGCUGCUGCUUGACGAACCUACCAACCACUUGGAUCUGAACGCUGUCAUUUGGCUUGACAACUACUUGCAAGGAUGGAAGAAGACUCUGUUGAUUGUUUCUCACGACCAGAGUUUCUUGGACAACGUGUGCACAGACAUCAUUCAUCUGGACCAGUGCAAACUUUUCUACUACAAGGGCAACUACUCCAUGUUUAAGAAAAUGUUCCAGCAAAAGAGGAAGGAGCAGAUAAAGGAGUUUGAAAAGCAGGAGAAGAAAAUUAAAGAAUUGAAGUCUCAAGGGCAGUCAAAGAAAGCUGCUGAGAAAAAACAAAAAGAAGUGCUUACAAGAAAGCAAGAAAAGAACAGAAACAAAACCCAAAAACAAGAGGACGAGAAUGGACCUACGGAGUUACUGCAGAAACCGAGGGAAUAUCUGGUCAAAUUCUCAUUCCCUGACCCUCCGCCCUUGCAGCCACCUAUUCUCGGCUUGCAUAAUGUGACCUUCAACUACCCUGACCAGAAGAAUAUCUUAGAAAAUUGUGAUUUUGGUAUUGAUAUGGCGUCAAGAGUGGCAAUUGUCGGACCUAAUGGUGUUGGAAAAUCAACCUUCCUCAAGUUGCUGACUAGUGAUCUGGAGCCAAAACAGGGUGAAGUCAGGAAGAACCACAGACUGCACAUUGGAAGGUUUGACCAGCAUUCAGGAGAGCACUUAACUGCUGAGGAGACGCCGUCCGAGUACUUGAUGAGACUGUUUGAUCUACCUUACGAAAAAGCAAGAAAGCAGCUUGGAACGUUUGGUCUUUCCAGUCACGCACACACAAUUAAAAUGAAGGAUCUUUCCGGCGGUCAAAAGGCAAGAGUUGCCUUGGCUGAGCUGUGUCUAAACGCUCCCGACGUUGUCAUUUUGGAUGAACCUACCAAUAACUUAGACAUCGAAUCAAUUGAUGCCUUGGCAGACGCAAUCAAUGACUACAAAGGAGGUGUAAUUAUCGUGAGUCACGACGAGCGUCUAAUUCGAGAUACAAACUGCUCUCUUUGGGUCAUCGAGGACAAGACAAUCAAUGAGCUGGAUGGUGACUUUGACGAUUACAGAAAGGAGCUUCUAGAACUUCUGGGAGAACAGAUCAACAACCCGAGUAUUGCAGCCAACUCUGCCUUCCAGCAGUGAAUAAAUUUAUUUAAGAAAUGUGCAUGCUUAAAUUAAACUCCAUUAUACAUGAUUAUUUUAUAAAUUGGUCUUUUA
Neocloeon triangulifer is the source of this 2915-nucleotide messenger RNA. Its product is annotated as ATP-binding cassette sub-family F member 1. NCBI's taxonomy places the organism in Eukaryota, Metazoa, Arthropoda, Insecta, Ephemeroptera, Baetidae. The coding region runs from base 93 to 2840 and encodes 915 amino acids. Gene Ontology annotation, molecular function: ATP binding; ATP hydrolysis activity. The transcript has 12 exons. The record is from RefSeq and is a predicted model, not a curated record.